GAAAACCCAACCCAAAUUGUAAAUAAUAGAUUGAUGAAAUGAUAACCCAAUAAUCACUUAUUAAUAUAUAUAUAAAAAAUACCCAUCAAAACCUAUAGAUUAUUCACAAUUAACUUGGAGAAGGCACAUUUCAAAUCUGCGUAUACAUUUGGAGAAUACAUCCUCAGUGUUUCCAUAGCACACAGUCCAGAUAACUGCGGCAAUCUCAAGCUAGAGUAUCAUGUCUUUUUACACUUCUUCUACACACACAAAGUUCAGCCAGCAGAAUGGCCGUUGAUCACGAAUUGAUGGCUAUGGAUGGCCGAAAAACUCAGCACACGGCAAAAGUGGUGCCGGGUUUGCCAGAUGAUAGCAAUCCCAAGAAUGAGAACGAACUUGCUAGAGCUGGAAAGAAAUAAGUCUUCCAGGUAAGGAAGGGCUUUCGAAGCCUGAAACACUAAAUAUAAUGACUGAGCAUCGGUAGCGCAACAUCGGUUGAUCAGUAUGAUUAGUUUCUCUUGCGGACUAAUGGCAACAUGGGAAGGAGAACUUGCGUGAGUCUCUGCCACAGGAAUCACUGCAGCACAACAGCUGACAACUUCCUAGCUUUGCUGCACUAGGGACCGCGAAGUAAGCAUUUACCCGUGUUAAUAAUGCUUAAUUGAUUAAAUGAGAACAUUGGUGGCCCAGCAGGGUUGAUAUAUGGAAUUCUUUUUGUAUGGCUGGGAACUUUGUCCGUGUUUACUGUGCUUGGUGAGCUAUCUUCCAUGAUCACUACAGCCGGCGGCCAGUACCAUUGGGUCAGUGUACUAGCACCGCCAUCGGCAAAGAACUUCCUUAGUUACAUUACAGGGAUGUCUUUUGGGCCGGAUGGAAGAAUCCCAGGCUGAACAGUAAUAGGGUGGCUCGCCGUCAUCGGAUGGAUUGCCGCCGUUACUGCAUCCGCCUUUGGAAGUGGUAUGAUAUUGACAUUGGCCGCCCUGAACAACCCCGAAUAUGGACUUCUGGGAUGUCAUUUUACCUUCGUCUCCUGGGCAAUUCUUUUGAUUUGCUUCACCAUGAACACAAUUUUGAACCAAAUGCUUCCUCUGCUGGAAACACUCAUUCUCAUUCUUCAUAUACUUGCGUUCUUUGCCAUCGCAAUACCACUCAUCUGCCUAUCUCCUCGUGGUUCCGUAAACUAAUCUUCGCAACUUUUGUCAAUGAAGGAGGAUGGAGCACACAAGCCCUUUCUGUCUUUGUUGGGAUGAAUGGUAAUACUUUAGCAUUUGUGGGUAUGUAAAAUUAUGUCUCUCUUAUUUUACUCCUUCAUAUUGUGCUGACAGUUUAAUCCCAGGAACGGAUGGUCCAGUGCAUGUAUGGCGGCCAACUUACUUUUGCAUACGCAUUAACUAAUCGGAAUUACAUAUGUCUGAAGAAGUCAAGAAAGCUUCAUUAAAUAUACCCCGAGCGAUAUUUUUCAGCCUAGUGAUUAAUGGCUCGCUAGCAUUGGCAUGAUGAUAAUUGUGCUGGCUAGUGCAGAAGAUCCGGCAAUUUGCGCGG
Sclerotinia trifoliorum is the source of this 1521-nucleotide messenger RNA. The record is from the annotation of a GenBank genome assembly. NCBI's taxonomy places the organism in Eukaryota, Fungi, Ascomycota, Leotiomycetes, Helotiales, Sclerotiniaceae.